This is a messenger RNA of Blastomyces gilchristii SLH14081, 4102 nucleotides long. RefSeq names its product calmodulin-binding protein Sha1. Gene Ontology annotation, molecular function: protein binding. The transcript is spliced from 3 exons. Gene Ontology annotation, cellular component: spindle pole. NCBI's taxonomy places the organism in Eukaryota, Fungi, Ascomycota, Eurotiomycetes, Onygenales, Ajellomycetaceae. The coding region runs from base 268 to 3603 and encodes 1111 amino acids. Gene Ontology annotation, biological process: mitotic cell cycle; establishment of meiotic spindle localization; spindle organization. The record is from RefSeq and is a predicted model, not a curated record.
ACCAAACCCGCUCCUUGUAAUCUGUAAACAUCUUCAAGAUGUUAUAUUGUGGUGAGGGACAUCAAGAGCUUCGUCACGUCUCGAAAAUGAUUUAGCUCAAGGAAAACAUUCGUUAUCAACAAUUUACAUAAAGAUUUCAACCCUCUUCAUGUGAAAAUCUCACACGUUCCCUAUGAGCAUCGUUUUAAGAUGCUCCCAUGCCCCUAGUGAAGUAUUGCCUGAAGAAUUCAACGUGUUGCGAGACCGCCAUUCUUGAUACCCUAGAAGAUGUCGAGGGGUUACGGUGAUAUAGGGACACCCUGCCCUACAGAAUGGAAACGAGGCAGCAAAUCGCCCUUGAGUAGCAGCCGGAAUAUUUAUGACCUCGAUGAUGAGCUUGGACUUUAUGAUGAUGAUACUGCCGCAAUCGACUUUACUACUGACUUCCGUGCCCCAUUGACAAGAGUUAAACCGAGAAAGGGGGGAAAGGCAAAAGCAUUUGAUAUUCACGAAGAUGGGCUUGAUAACUUGGGGCUUGGGCAGGGCAAGCAAACCGAACCAAGCCAGCGUACAAGGGUUAAACCUAUAAGUAAAAGCUCGUCGAUGUUGUCACAACCAGCCCAAAGAUUCCAACGGCCUAGGGUUAGCUUCGCCGAUGUAGCAUCAGCUAAGCUUGACAAGCCCACUGUGCAACGACAGAACCCUCCACAACCUCAGAAAUCCCCUGUUAUAAAUAGGCGCAUUGGGAAGCUGAAAGAGGAGCAGCCAACAGCUGCGACUGAUGACCCUCUGAAGAAGGCAAUUAGGAGAAGAACCAUUUACAUCCCUCCGGAAGACACUACCAUUCCCUCCGUUUUCAUGGGCAUAUUCAGUCCAGUCAAAACUCUAAAUCCUUCUGAGGAAAAGGACAACGCAGUUGGGCAUUCUGACAUAGACAGCUUGGAAUCCAAGAUUUCUCGAAAACGGCCGGGAAGGAAGUCAUUCGCUGUCGCUCCCCGACGUGCACCCCUUCAGCCUUCAUUAAAACCGAUGCAGGAGUCUAGUGUCAAACAUGAUAUAGCAGGUCAGAACGGUGGAAAGGAAAAUAUACCUCCAGGUGGAUUAAUUGUUCCUGGCGACAAAUAUAAGAAAUCUAAAGGAAUAGAUUUCCCUGUUUUUGAUGUGCCACGUACUGAAAAAAGGAAGAGCAUAUGUACCGUGGAGCCUGUCAAAAGAUCUACACCGACUGUUAAGCCAACGGCGAGGACGAAGCCUGAAACGCGGCGAAAUUCUCAACCCACUGACAGGAAGAUACUCGGCAAUAAACCAAACGUGGCCGUGAAUUCAAAGGCAAGCCUGCGAGAAAAAAGCGCCUCCAACCCCAAGGUUACCUUGAAGGCUCGCCGGAGCCAGGGCACAGGGCCACAGCUCUCUCCACCUGCCCCUAAGCCGCCAACGAUAAGAAAGCCUCCAGUACCAAAAGGACCUCCAACGAAACUUACGGUUCCCAGCGUUCCUCCGUUGACGAUCGAUCAGAAAUACCCUCUAUUAACUGAAGACAUAUCUAAUCCCGCUAUGUAUGAAGAGAGUUGGCUUGCACAUCAAGAGGCGGCAAUCACCCAACUUGUGAAUGGUCUCUUUGACUCUGCACGAGAAAACUCAGGCCAACAUGAUAGUGACGCCCUUAGACACGAACUUUUGGGGAUCUACCAAGAACCCUCUUUCUCCCUCCUAUAUAAACGAGUUCACGCAUCUAUCGAAUAUGGGGCGUUGGGGGUACCUAAGGAUGUUUUGGCUCGUGCAAAUGGUUUGAAAGAGGAUAUCGGACGAAAACGCGCCUUCCUCAAUUUUUGGAUGGAAACUUAUGACCUUUCUGCGCUUCGAGCCGCUGCGGAAACAGUAAUAGGUCGAAGGAUACCCGUUCCAAAUCGACCGAGUAGACCCAGCAAUUCCACAAUUUCCGCUUCGCCAAGGGGAGACAGACAAUUCCGUCGUACGAUAGAGUCAUUUUUGGAAACGUUUAUUCUACGAAAUGAAGAUGUUGGCGUUGGUACUGCUGCUGGUAUAAGUGGUGAGGAUGCCGGUACGCCGCGUUGGUCUUACCGAAGAACUCUUUUGCGCAGUAUUAUGAUAAUUGUGCUCCUCGAUAGGGCAAGGUCUAGUUCAGAAACUACAUUGCCGCGAUGUUUGUUUACUCCGUCGUCAAAGUAUAAGUCAUCAGCAGCUGUCCUCCAGGGGCUGGGGAACAUGCUGCUUCCGUCUGUUGGCGACAUUAUCCGGCCACUAAGUCACCUUGACUGCCAGGUAGUCUACAAACAACACCCUCUACAAGAAUACGAUUAUCGCAUUAAUAAUCUUGCUGUGGAUCUUCGAGAUGGCAUACUUCUUACGAGGUUAGUAGAGCUACUUCUAUACCCGUCUGCAUCGGCUCUACUCUCCCAGCAACGUGACCUUGAUGCCACGAGUACACUUACCAUGCCAACUGGGGAAGUUAUAUCUCUAUUAGAAGGAGAAGAAGACUGGAUACUUUCUCAGCAUUUAAGGCUGCCCUGCAUUGGUCGGGCGACGAAACUAUUCAACGUGCAAAUCGCACUAAGCGCUCUAUCAGGCCUUCAGGGCAUUGGUAUCAUAGUCAAAGAUAUCCGUGCGGAGGAUAUCGUUGAUGGAUACCGAGAAAAAACCAUAGCGCUGCUCUGGGGCCUUGUUGGGAAAUGGGGGCUGUCUGGUUUGGUGGACUGGGACGAUGUUAGAAAAGAAAUUCGACGCCUGGAAAAAAAGAAAGAAGCAACUUGGGAAAGUAGCCGAGGUGGACACGAAUUUGGAGAUCGUGAUGAAGAACUAGAAGAAGAAGAAGAAGAAGAAGAAGAUUUUGAUGCAGGUUAUGAGAGGUAUUCGUUCCUUCUCAAGAGAUGGGCAUCGUGUGUUGCACGACUUAGGGGUAUUCGACUCGAUAACUUAACAACGAGCUUUGCUGACGGGCGCAUUUUCGCGAUCAUCGUCGAUGAGUACGAAAGCUUUAUUGUUGGGGAGGAGAAGAGAUUAAGCUGCUCAACUAGUUUGGACAUGAGACUUCGGUCUUUGGGUUGUAGCAGUCAAUUCGCCUCCCUUGUGGCUCCAGCACCUUCAUCUCCCUCUUGCGCAUCCUCAUCUCACUUUUUUGAUCGAGAUUUCACCCUCGCAGCUCUCGCUUUUCUUUGCAGCAGGCUUCUACCCGCCUCAAAAAGGGUCCGGGCAGCAAUUGUUCUACAGACAGCCUGGAGACGAACACUUGCCCAACGCCAACUUCAACAACGCCUCGUCGCUGCAAAGGUUGCAACGGAAUGCAUGGCGGUUGUUCAGGAGAGAAAUAGGGUAAUAUGGGCAAAAGGGGUUAUUAUCCGCUGGUGGAGGCGUGUCAGGGAUAACCGGACAAGGAAUUUCCUCGCACGGAAAACUCGGGCUGUUGAGAAAUAUCCAGCAAGGAAAUUAACAACAACCAUAACACAUCCUCAUCACCCUAGAAACAAGACAGCGUCGAGAGGACGGAGGAGUGCCAAAGUUGCUUUCGCGGAGGAUGUUGUCCUGGAUGAUGAUCCUCGAUAUGGGCGGUUGGCGGAAGGGAAUCUUCAUCAACCUAUAGAGUCUGAUCUUUGGCUUGAUCUUUGAUCUGAAGCGGGACCGCCAAAGGCCCUUUUAUCAUUGUUACACUCGUUUUUUUAUAUAUCUAUACUUUUUCCUUUCUCUUUAUAGCGCUAGCGAAUAUGGGGAGGGGCGUCUUGGGUGGUACGGUCGUUUUACCAAAGCGCGGGGGGUUUGGCUUUGCUUUCCUGCACACACAUCACAAUAACAUUCAAUCGUAAACACAUACAGAUUAGUAUACCCUAGGAACAGCUUUACACAUUUUAAAUACCCCUUUUCAGGAGAGGAAAUGGCUUUACAUGCUCGAUAAUCUACCAUGAGCACAUUUCCCAAUUGAAGGGGCUGCCCCACUCAAAAAGAACGGCCUCAACUUCAUAGUAUGACUCAACUGUUGACAUGAGAAUAUUAUUAUACAAGCAGACUAUACAGACUAGAGUGACAACAGUUUUUAUUUCUUAGUUAUCUUCAGCAAUAUUAGUUACAAGAGCAGAAGAAGAGAGAUUGUAUGUGUGAUAAGUAGACUGAU